CAGAGACACCCCAGCUCCACAGCUGCAGCUGUCACCCCGGUACAGGCACAGGGAAGACCCUACAGUCUGCUGCCUCAUCUAGUUCAGAGCAAUGGAAUCAAAUGAUUUCUCUCGUGUGGACUCUGAGUUCAGGUACACCCUCUUCCCAAUUGCUUACAGCAUCAUCUUUGUGCUGGGGGUCAUUGCCAACAGUUACGUGCUGUGGGUCUUUGCCCGCCUGUACCCUUCUAAGAAACUCAGUGAGAUAAAGAUCUUCAUGGUGAACCUCACCUUGGCUGACCUGCUCUUCUUGGUCACCUUGCCCCUGUGGAUCAUCUACUAUCACAACCAGGGCAACUGGAUUCUCCCCAAAUUCCUGUGUAAUCUGGCUGGCUGUUUCUUCUUCAUCAACACCUACUGCUCUGUGGCCUUCCUGGGCGUCAUCACUUACAACCGCUUCCAGGCAGUGACACAGCCCAUCAAGACUGCCCAGGCCACGACCCGCAAGCGUGGUAUCACUUUGUCUGUGGUCAUCUGGGUGGCCAUUGUGGCUGCUGCGUCCUACUUCUUCUUCCUGGACUCCACCAACUUGGUACCCAGCAAAGACGGCACAGGCAACAUCACCCGCUGUUUUGAGCAUUAUGAGCCGAGGAGCAUUCCAGUCCUUGUCAUCCACAUCUUCCUUGUGUUCUGCUUCUUCCUCGUCUUCCUCAUCAUCCUCUUCUGCAACCUGGUCAUCAUCCGCAGGCUGCUCAAACAGCCUACGCGGCUGCGACAGAAUGUAGAGGUCAAGCGCAGGGCGCUGUGGAUGGUCUGCACAGUCUUGGCUGUGUUCAUCAUCUGCUUUGUGCCCCACCACAUGGUGCAGCUGCCCUGGACCCUGGCUGAGCUUGGCUUCCAGAACAACGACUUCCAUCAGGCUAUUAACGAUGCACACCAGGUCACCCUCUGCCUCCUUAGCACCAACUGUGUCUUAGACCCCAUCAUCUACUGUUUCCUCACCAAGAAAUUCCGUAGGCACCUCACUGAAAAGUUCUAUAGCAUGCGCAGCAGCCAGAAAUGUUCCCGGGCCACCUCAGAGACAGGCACGGAAGUGGUCAUGGGACUCAAAAAUUAGUCUCCCUGGUGGUUGGGGGCCAGACCAAAGGCUUCUCCUCCAUGGACAUCACAGACUAACCUGGGGAAAGAAGGGGGAUUUACUGUGGUCUGGACACCUCCCCUCUGGGCCCAGGUGGCCCAUCAGGAAUGGAGGUUACCUCACCAAGGCAGGGAUGAGCAGAGCCAGACUGCUGGAAAAUCCAUAACUUGCAGAUCCCCUUCAGCCACCAGUAGGAACAUAGCUUAAUAAACUUGGCUGGUGUCCUCACCUUGAGUCUGCUAGUUCUGGGAGGAAUGUCAGGGCCACCGGGCUAGGGGCAGGGCCUUUGAGUCACCCAGUCUGCCCCACCAGGGCAGCUGCCCCAAAUGAGUGUGACCUUAAGCUUUGGGCAACCACUCCCAAGUGAUCAAGGCAGGGGGGUGUGGGCUUAGGAAAAGGACUCUUUCCUGGCUUUGUGGCAGUACCUUUGGGGCAGACUCUUGAGCUCGGAUGGUGCCACCCAUAGGCACAAGGUCUUUGUGACACAUCUUAGGGGAAGUGACAGGUGGAACUUUCUCCCAACUUAAGCCAAUAACCCGUUCUGAGUGAUGGCUGAGCAGAGUAGAUAAAACGUACAUAGACCUGAAACUGAGAUGCGGAGUUUAUUGCCCAAGGCCGAUGUGUCUCUGCACAGGCUUCACGUCAGGCUUGGGUCAGCUCUGGGCGAGCAGGAGAAACACAACCACUGCAUCCAUUUGUCUCCACAGUAGACCCCAAGAAAGUACCUCCUGUGGGGCAGCUACUCCCCAUGGGUGGGCAAAUUUAAGCCACACAGGGCACCACCAUGUCCUGAGGCUUCCAUGGAAUGGCUACUUAGGCUGAGACAUGCCUGUGUGUAGGAGGGGCUGCCAGGCCCCUCCACCCUUGCCCUGCAUUCUGGGGACCCCUCCUAACUUAGCUUCCAGGAUAUGGGAGGAGCAGUCAGACACUUUGAAUUCUGGGUGCAGAAGAGAGGUGUCAGCUCCACUUGAGGCUCUCUAGAUGAUUUUCAGCAAAUGUAUUCAAGUGAGCCUUCUUGGAGCCGGAGUUUGGCAUCCACAGGGUGGAUUAGAAGCUUCAGACUGUGGGGCUUGGAUGAGCCUCCUUGGUCUGUUCUCCUAAGAAAACUUCCUCUGUUCCAGCCAGUGUCCCCAUAAAGAUAGGAUCCUUAUUUCCUGCCUACUGGGUAGAUUUUGAUAAAUGCCUCCCAACUG
Messenger RNA from Talpa occidentalis (Iberian mole), 2310 nucleotides. RefSeq names its product platelet activating factor receptor (gene PTAFR). The transcript is spliced from 2 exons. Bases 92 to 1096 code for a protein of 334 amino acids. Gene Ontology annotation, cellular component: membrane. Lineage: Eukaryota; Metazoa; Chordata; Mammalia; Eulipotyphla; Talpidae. Gene Ontology annotation, molecular function: platelet activating factor receptor activity; G protein-coupled purinergic nucleotide receptor activity. Gene Ontology annotation, biological process: G protein-coupled receptor signaling pathway; chemotaxis. The record is from RefSeq and is a predicted model, not a curated record.